Paramecium tetraurelia is the source of this 1101-nucleotide messenger RNA. RefSeq lists its product as uncharacterized. Lineage: Eukaryota; Ciliophora; Oligohymenophorea; Peniculida; Parameciidae. The transcript is spliced from 3 exons. The record is from RefSeq and is a predicted model, not a curated record.
AUGCAAAACGAAAGGUUGUAACAGCUUCUGAGAUCCAAGGGCAGUUCCUACAUCCCCCAAAAUACUUAGGCAGUCUCUCCACUCAACAAACAAAGCCAAAAUUCGAUUAAUCAAUCCAACAAAUAUAUAACUAACUACGCAGUCUAAAAGAUAUAAAAUUAAUCAACUCACAUUGCAAUAACAUCUUCUAGUGAUAGGAGAACCACUCCCACUCCAAGCAGAUCAUCUAUGAAUGUCAUGCCUCAACAUUCCUCCUCAGUCUCCCCUAUUCGCCUGGUGUAAUUGUCAACUGAAAGAGUCCAAAAACCCUAAGAAAUACACGAAGUGCAUCACUUUGAAAGACCCAUUUAAGUAGUCAAUGCUGAAGAUAUGGAAUACAAAUACAAAUUCAAAAUCCAACAAUUGGAAUAUAUGGUCUAUUAAUUGCAGGUCGAGAAUCAAAGAAUCAAAAUUAAUGGCUACAUCGAGUAACCUGCACCUGUUGAAAGCCCUUCUAAAGUUAAUGAAUUAGAAAAAAUCAACAAAAACCUCAGAAUUCUAGAGGAUAAAUAAAGAACAGACAUAAAAUAACUCAAAGAGGAAUUACAACAAUGGAAAGACAGAUACGGUGAGCUUCAGAAACAAUAAUCAAAUCAAAUUGGAUUCAAUGAAGAAUUGCGAUAAUUGAAAAAGUCAAUUUUGUAAUUUGAGGAUGAGAAUAAGGAUUUGCAAAUGCAUCUUAGAGACAAGGAUCAGGAAAUCUUGAAAUUAAGGUCCAUCUUAAAUGAAAAGGAUGACAUAAUUGAUCAACUCAAUGAUCAAAUCUAAGAGCUUUAGGUCUUUCAGGAGAAUUAUAGUCGAGUUGAAACCACGCUGGUAUCUCUGUAAGGUGAGGUUGACGUUUGGAGGAAGAAGUUCAAAGAAAAGAAUGAGGAAGCUUCGGAGUUGAGUGAAAAACUCAUCAUGGCUGAAACAUCCUUAGAGGCCAUGAAGAAGAGACAAACCACUUAAGUCAAAGAAGUUAAUAUUAGCAAAUCUAAUAAUCACAAUAUUGGGAUUACUAUGACCCAAUCCAUCGACAUGCCAGGCAGUACUCACAAUUCUAACAAAUAAUAAAGUUGA